AUGGCGCCGCAGCUGCAUCCUGAUCGCUGCCGCACCUGGGCCUGGCCCUGGCCACGGGCGCCGCUCGGCUCAGUGCUUCUAGCGCUAGCUAUAGUGAGCCUGGGCGGCGGCGGCGGCGAUGCCCUGAGCCUGGACCACUACCGGCAGAGCUGCCCGAGGGCGGAGGCGGCCGUGGCCGCGGCUGUCAGGCAGGCCGUGGCCAAGGACCGCACCGUGCCGGCCGGCCUGCUCCGCCUGCAUUUCCACGACUGCUUCGUCCGGGGGUGCGACGCCUCCGUCCUCAUCGACUCCACGGCCACCAACACGGCGGAGAAGGACGGCCCGCCCAACGCCUCGCUGCACGCCUUCUUCGUCAUCGACAACGCCAAGCAGGCCGUGGAGGCCAUGUGCCCGGGCGUCGUCUCCUGCGCCGACAUCCUCGCGCUCGCCGCCAGGGACGCCGUCGCGCUCUCCGGCGGCCCGUCCUGGUCGCCGCUGCUGGGGCGCGGGGACGGACGGGUGUCGCUGGCCAGCGACACCACCUCGGCGCUGCCGGGGCCCGGGGCCAGCUUCGACCAGCUCAGGCAGGCGUUCCACGCGCUGGGGAUGUCGGUCAAGGACCUGGUGGUGCUCUCCGGCGGCCACACGCUGGGGUUCGCGCACUGCUCCUCCUUCCAGAGCCGCAUCCACGGCUUCCGGCCCGGCGCCGACGUGGACCCGGCGCUGAACCCGUCCUUCGCGGCCGCGCUGCGCAGGGCGUGCCCGGCCAACAACACGGCCAGGGGCGCCGGGUCGGGGAUGGACCCCACGUCCGCCACCUUCGACAACGCCUACUACCGGAUGCUGCAGAGCGGGCGCGGGCUGCUGUCCUCCGACGAGGUGCUGCUGACGCACCCCAAGACGCGGCGGUUCGUGGCGCUGUACGCGGCGCGGCAGGACGCCUUCUUCAGGGCGUUCGUGAGCUCCAUGCUGAGGAUGAGCGCGCUCAACCAGCCCGGCGAGGUCCGAGCAAACUGCCGGCGACACAACUGA
Triticum turgidum subsp. durum (durum wheat) is the source of this 1011-nucleotide messenger RNA. The record is from the annotation of a GenBank genome assembly. NCBI's taxonomy places the organism in Eukaryota, Viridiplantae, Streptophyta, Magnoliopsida, Poales, Poaceae.